Molecule: messenger RNA, 231 nt
Organism: Venustampulla echinocandica
Lineage: Eukaryota; Fungi; Ascomycota; Leotiomycetes; Helotiales; Pleuroascaceae
Exons: 1
Coding region: 1-231 (76 amino acids)
Source: RefSeq, a predicted model, not a curated record
AUGCUUGCUAUUAAGACUGGUAAAAAGUCUUCCGGCUAUUCUUCUAUCUUCUAUCAGUUAGCUCGUAAUGUUUGGGAAUCCACCCUUCUCCAACUUGGUCUUCCAGAACGUCAGAUUCGUAUCGUUGAGCCAGUUCUUGGUCGACCCGUCUUCCUUCACAUGGUGCAGGGUAGCAUAACCAUCCGAGAAAGCGUUCCUAUGCGUCGUAGCCAAGAUGCUCCUGGUUUCUAA